GCACAUGGUUGACGUGCGCUGAGCGCUGAAGAAAAGGAACGGCCGGCGCCAUGCGCUGAGACUUCACAAGUGUCAAAUCAUAGAUGUCGCGGGAAUGUGAGAGCAUCACGUUGCCCUCCGUAAACUGGAAUGAAAACGGCAGCGGAGGCACAGGGGCAGCGUUUCUGUCAAUUUCGCUUGUGGAUACUUGUAGUGAAGUUACAGGCUGAUACAGUAACAGAGCGCUGAAGCAUGGAGGGAAACUCAAGGGAAAGCGAGCGUCUGGAGCGCGAGCGCCAGUACUGCGAGCUGUGCGGGGAAAUGGAGAACUUGAUGAAGUGUGGACGGUGCCGCAGCUCGUUCUACUGCAGCAAAGAGCACCAGAGACAGGACUGGAAGAAGCACAAGCGGGUGUGCAAAGAGGUCGAUAAGCAGCAGUUGCCACAGCCGCCGGCUGAAGAGCGCAGCGCCGUGCAGUACAACACUUCUCAGAGUAACUCUACCGCUGUGUCUCCCGGGGAAAGAAUGCCAGAUUUUAUCAAGUCCGCCACGGGCUCUGACACCAAACCGACCCCAGACAGUUUGAAACCCAACGGACAGACGCGGUCACCUCCUCAGAAGCUGGCCACGGACGAUAUCGUGCCCUGCAUGAACAAGCACGGCAUCUGUGUGAUCGACAACUUCCUCGGUGAGGAAAUCGGACGCACUAUUCUGGAGGACGUGCAGGCGCUUUACCUGACCGGCGACUUCACGGACGGCCAGCUGGUCAGUCAGAGAAGCGACUCGUCUAAGGACAUUCGAGGGGAUAAGAUCACCUGGGUGGAGGGUAAGGAGCCCGGCUGCGAGAGGAUAGCGUUUCUCAUGAGCCGCAUGGACGAGUUGAUCCGAUACUGUAACGGAAAACUGGGCGACUACAGGAUCAAUGGGAGGACGAAAGCAAUGGUGGCGUGUUACCCUGGUGAUGGGACAGGAUAUGUACGGCAUGUGGAUAACCCAAACGGUGAUGGGAGAUGUGUCACAUGCAUAUAUUACCUGAAUAAAAACUGGGAUGCCAAGAAACAUGGUGGCCUUUUGCGGAUCUUUCCAGAGGGAACUGCUCAGUUUGCAGACAUUGAGCCCAGGUUUGACAGACUUUUGCUCUUCCGGUCAGACAGACGGAACCCACAUGAGGUCCAGCCGGCUCAUGCCACAAGGUAUGCUAUAACAGUGUGGUAUUUUGACGCCGAUGAACGAGCUCGAGCUAAAGAGAAAUAUCUAACAGGUGCAGGUGAAAGGGGUGUAAAAGUGGAGCUAAACAAGCCGUCUGAGCCCAGCUAGUGAACAAGGGAUGAAUAAAAAAAAAAGUAAAAAAAAAAAAGAGUGUGCAGUGUUGGACCUCUGGAGUGUUGCUGCCUGCUGCUGAGAGAUGAUGAGCAGAGAGGAAGUGACUACUUCUCUUGCUCACCUCUCCAUCUGUCAUCUAUAAGGAACUUCUCAUAGGGACUCUGGAUGUGAUGGAGCUGUGAAGACAGAUGUGUAUUAACAUGCUUUGUGUUUCCUUAAUGAAGAAUGCUGGCUUACAUGAGCAUAGGACGAACAUCGUGUGUGUGUGUGUGUGUGUGUGUGUGUGUGUGUGUGUGUGUGUGUCUGUGUGUGUGUGUGUGUGUGUGUGUGUGUGUGUGUGUGUGUCUGUGUCUGUGUCUGUGUGUGUGUGUGUGUGUGUGUCUGUGUGUGCACUUGUGUUCAAUACAAGUUUAAUUUGAGUUAUAACCUCUACAUUUCCCUGCUGUCAGCUUUGCACAUGUGUUAAUAAAGGUACAGGUUUGUUUGGCAAUGCUGCAAAGUGCAUACAAAGAAAAACCAUAAGCUCGGUGUGAUGUGUUAUUCUGCUUGUAAGCCACUGUAAUUGUUUGAUUUGUGUUUUUGUAUGGCUCGUAAUACCAUUUUCCAGGAACUCCUAAUUGGACUGUGCUUCUUUAUCACGGCUUGCACCUGUUGCUUAGUAACCAGGUGCAUUGCUGGAUCGUCUUUGCCAGUAAUCAGCGAUAUGUCUGUUGUUGCAGACCCUAAAGUCUCUCCAUCUUAUGCCAAACUUGACACCUCAUGUCUGUCUAACAGUUCUGAGUUUUAAAUAAAAAAAUCAGGUUUCCUAAAUACA
Molecule: messenger RNA, 2116 nt
Organism: Carassius carassius (crucian carp)
Lineage: Eukaryota; Metazoa; Chordata; Actinopteri; Cypriniformes; Cyprinidae
Gene: egln1b
Product: egl-9 family hypoxia-inducible factor 1b
Exons: 5
Coding region: 232-1296 (354 amino acids)
Biological process (GO): cellular response to hypoxia; peptidyl-proline hydroxylation to 4-hydroxy-L-proline
Cellular component (GO): nucleus; cytoplasm
Molecular function (GO): peptidyl-proline 4-dioxygenase activity; ferrous iron binding; L-ascorbic acid binding
Source: RefSeq, a predicted model, not a curated record